AUGAGGGUCGCAAGCGGUCUGGCCGUUGCUCUUUUCACGAGUUUGGCGGUCGCGGAAGACCAACCUGCCGGUGUAUUAAACGCUCUUGAAGCGGUGGUGACAGCAGAGACCAGUCAAGUCCAGAAUGGAAUCCAAUCGCUCUUGUCACAAGCCGAUUCCUUGAUCAAGAACAUCUAUCCAUCGACUACAGUCACCGACUUGGCCACCUUGACGUGGCCGACAACUGUGACGAUUGGUUCACAGACUUACACUGUUUCUGCUGGAUCCACACUCUCGACUUCAGCCUCAAUGAGCCCUUCGUCGGCCAUUGCUUCUACUACCGAGAAUGCGAGACCAAUAUUGACCUCCACAGCGUCAAGCAUAGCUCCCAGCACGACGUCCACCUCGUCAAGCCAUAACCCGCAAAUGCGCGACCCGUGGGACCGGAGACUUGGUAUCAUCCUCGGAGUGGUCUUGGGAUCAAUCGCGUUAGCUCUGGGUGUAUUCCUCAUCUGGUUCUUGCAUCGACGCCGUAAGAACACGGGAAGCUUCUUCAAGCGUCGACCUUCAAGUCCUUCAGACACCGAAGUUUACUCUUGGCGCAAUGAUGCACAGGCAGAGAAAUAUGGCACCUCAGAAGCGCCGCCAUUGCUUCAAACUCCAAUGGCUGCUCAUGGUGGUUACGCAACCAGAACCUGGACUAACGACGACGAUGACAUGCAUCUCGGCUACGGUUAUAGACCCGAGAUACAUCUUGAUCCCGCCGAGCUAUCUGCUGAGCGAUCCGAACGCGGGUCCCUCCAAAGGACUACAACCUCAGAAGAUAGGCAUAUUGGCGACAUGCAAGAUCGCCCACCGACUCCAUUUUCACCAGCGUCGUUUGCUGCAAUGGCCGCAAGUCCCGUCAGUCCGAUCGAGCAAGAUCCUCAAAGACGUCGCAGCAGUGGCUUCUGGCCGCCUCGAGGCAGCUCUGAAGGAUACCGCAACAUCGAGCCCUCUCAAGUGGCUCGUCAGCCCUCACUCGCAGCUCUGGCUGGUUCUGUAGCACAAGACUACCCGCAUCCUUACUACCAAAACCCUUUCGCGAGUAGCGAAGAUUACGACGAGGACGAUUGCGAGAACCCCUACCAAGACCACCAGAGGCGGAACUUGAGUCCGACACCAGAUAUUCCCUCACGCAGUCCCAAGCGUCAGAGCUCACCCAUGGUUUUCUACCCAAGUUCGGAUGAGUUAGGCAGGUUCAAUUUCGGGACCGAACAGGGCAGAGAGCGAAGGCCGAGCGAACUUCCAUGA
Molecule: messenger RNA, 1272 nt
Organism: Aureobasidium pullulans EXF-150
Lineage: Eukaryota; Fungi; Ascomycota; Dothideomycetes; Dothideales; Saccotheciaceae
Exons: 1
Coding region: 1-1272 (423 amino acids)
Source: RefSeq, a predicted model, not a curated record